This is a messenger RNA of Closterium sp. Yama58-4, 12120 nucleotides long. Lineage: Eukaryota; Viridiplantae; Streptophyta; Zygnematophyceae; Desmidiales; Closteriaceae. The record is from the annotation of a GenBank genome assembly.
AUGCUGUGCUGCUAUUCCUGCUCAUGCUGUGUAUGCUGUGCUGCUAUUCCUGCUCAUGCUGUGUAUGCUGUGCUGCUAUUCCUGCUCAUGCUGUGUAUGCUGUGCUGCUAUUCCUGCUCAUGCUGUGUAUGCUGUGCUGCUAUUCCUGCUCAUGCUGUGUAUGCUGUGCUGCUAUUCCUGCUCAUGCUGUGUAUGCUGUGCUGCUAUUCCUGCUCAUGCUGUGUAUGCUGUGCUGCUAUUCCUGCUCAUGCUGUGUAUGCUGUGCUGCUAUUCCUGCUCAUGCUGUGUAUGCUGUGCUGCUAUUCCUGCUCAUGCUGUGUAUGCUGUGCUGCUAUUCCUGCUCAUGCUGUGUAUGCUGUGCUGCUAUUCCUGCUCAUGCUGUGUAUGCUGUGCCGCUAUUCCUGCUCAUGCUGUGUAUGCUGUGCCGCUAUUCCUGCUCAUGCUGUGUAUGCUGUGCUGCUAUUCCUGCUCAUGCUGUGUAUGCUGUGCUGCUAUUCCUGCGAAUGCUGUGUAUGCUGUGCUGCUAUUCCUGCUCAUGCUGUGUAUGCUGUGCUGCUAUUCCUGCUCAUGCUGUGUAUGCUGUGCUGCUAUUCCUGCUCAUGCUGUGUAUGCUGUGCUGCUAUUCCUGCUCAUGCUGUGUAUGCUGUGCUGCUAUUCCUGCUCAUGCUGUGUAUGCUGUGCUGCUAUUCCUGCUCAUGCUGUGUAUGCUGUGCUGCUAUUCCUGCUCAUGCUGUGUAUGCUGUGCUGCUAUUCCUGCUCAUGCUGUGUAUGCUGUGCUGCUAUUCCUGCUCAUGCUGUGUAUGCUGUGCUGCUAUUCCUGCUCAUGCUGUGUAUGCUGUGCUGCUAUUCCUGCUCAUGCUGUGUAUGCUGUGCUGCUAUUCCUGCUCAUGCUGUGUAUGCUGUGCUGCUAUUCCUGCUCAUGCUGUGUAUGCUGUGCCGCUAUUCCUGCUCAUGCUGUGUAUGCUGUGCCGCUAUUCCUGCUCAUGCUGUGUAUGCUGUGCCGCUAUUCCUGCUCAUGCUGUGUAUGCUGUGCCGCUAUUCCUGCUCAUGCUGUGUAUGCUGUGCUGCUAUUCCUGCUCAUGCUGUGUAUGCUGUGCUGCUAUUCCUGCUCAUGCUGUGUAUGCUGUGCUGCUAUUCCUGCUCAUGCUGUGUAUGCUGUGCUGCUAUUCCUGCUCAUGCUGUGUAUGCUGUGCUGCUAUUCCUGCUCAUGCUGUGUAUGCUGUGCUGCUAUUCCUGCUCAUGCUGUGUAUGCUGUGCUGCUAUUCCUGCUCAUGCUGUGUAUGCUGUGCUGCUAUUCCUGCUCAUGCUGUGUAUGCUGUGCUGCUAUUCCUGCUCAUGCUGUGUAUGCUGUGCUGCUAUUCCUGCUCAUGCUGUGUAUGCUGUGCUGCUAUUCCUGCUCAUGCUGUGUAUGCUGUGCUGCUAUUCCUGCUCAUGCUGUGUAUGCUGUGCUGCUAUUCCUGCUCAUGCUGUGUAUGCUGUGCUGCUAUUCCUGCUCAUGCUGUGUAUGCUGUGCCGCUAUUCCUGCUCAUGCUGUGUAUGCUGUGCUGCUAUUCCUGCUCAUGCUGUGUAUGCUGUGCUGCUAUUCCUGCUCAUGCUGUGUAUGCUGUGCUGCUAUUCCUGCUCAUGCUGUGUAUGCUGUGCUGCUAUUCCUGCUCAUGCUGUGUAUGCUGUGCUGCUAUUCCUGCUCAUGCUGUGUAUGCUGUGCUGCUAUUCCUGCUCAUGCUGUGUAUGCUGUGCUGCUAUUCCUGCUCAUGCUGUGUAUGCUGUGCUGCUAUUCCUGCUCAUGCUGUGUAUGCUGUGCUGCUAUUCCUGCUCAUGCUGUGUAUGCUGUGCUGCUAUUCCUGCUCAUGCUGUGUAUGCUGUGCUGCUAUUCCUGCUCAUGCUGUGUAUGCUGUGCUGCUAUUCCUGCUCAUGCUGUGUAUGCUGUGCUGCUAUUCCUGCUCAUGCUGUGUAUGCUGUGCUGCUAUUCCUGCUCAUGCUGUGUAUGCUGUGCUGCUAUUCCUGCUCAUGCUGUGUAUGCUGUGCUGCUAUUCCUGCUCAUGCUGUGUAUGCUGUGCUGCUAUUCCUGCUCAUGCUGUGUAUGCUGUGCUGCUAUUCCUGCUCAUGCUGUGUAUGCUGUGCCGCUAUUCCUGCUCAUGCUGUGUAUGCUGUGCUGCUAUUCCUGCUCAUGCUGUGUAUGCUGUGCUGCUAUUCCUGCUCAUGCUGUGUAUGCUGUGCUGCUAUUCCUGCUCAUGCUGUGUAUGCUGUGCUGCUAUUCCUGCUCAUGCUGUGUAUGCUGUGCUGCUAUUCCUGCUCAUGCUGUGUAUGCUGUGCUGCUAUUCCUGCUCAUGCUGUGUAUGCUGUGCUGCUAUUCCUGCUCAUGCUGUGUAUGCUGUGCUGCUAUUCCUGCUCAUGCUGUGUAUGCUGUGCUGCUAUUCCUGCUCAUGCUGUGUAUGCUGUGCUGCUAUUCCUGCUCAUGCUGUGUAUGCUGUGCCGCUAUUCCUGCUCAUGCUGUGUAUGCUGUGCCGCUAUUCCUGCUCAUGCUGUGUAUGCUGUGCCGCUAUUCCUGCUCAUGCUGUGUAUGCUGUGCUGCUAUUCCUGCUCAUGCUGUGUAUGCUGUGCUGCUAUUCCUGCUCAUGCUGUGUAUGCUGUGCUGCUAUUCCUGCUCAUGCUGUGUAUGCUGUGCUGCUAUUCCUGCUCAUGCUGUGUAUGCUGUGCUGCUAUUCCUGCUCAUGCUGUGUAUGCUGUGCUGCUAUUCCUGCUCAUGCUGUGUAUGCUGUGCUGCUAUUCCUGCUCAUGCUGUGUAUGCUGUGCCGCUAUUCCUGCUCAUGCUGUGUAUGCUGUGCUGCUAUUCCUGCUCAUGCUGUGUAUGCUGUGCCGCUAUUCCUGCUCAUGCUGUGUAUGCUGUGCCGCUAUUCCUGCUCAUGCUGUGUAUGCUGUGCUGCUAUUCCUGCUCAUGCUGUGUAUGCUGUGCUGCUAUUCCUGCUCAUGCUGUGUAUGCUGUGCCGCUAUUCCUGCUCAUGCUGUGUAUGCUGUGCUGCUAUUCCUGCUCAUGCUGUGUAUGCUGUGCCGCUAUUCCUGCUCAUGCUGUGUAUGCUGUGCUGCUAUUCCUGCUCAUGCUGUGUAUGCUGUGCCGCUAUUCCUGCUCAUGCUGUGUAUGCUGUGCCGCUAUUCCUGCUCAUGCUGUGUAUGCUGUGCCGCUAUUCCUGCUCAUGCUGUGUAUGCUGUGCUGCUAUUCCUGCUCAUGCUGUGUAUGCUGUGCUGCUAUUCCUGCUCAUGCUGUGUAUGCUGUGCUGCUAUUCCUGCUCAUGCUGUGUAUGCUGUGCUGCUAUUCCUGCUCAUGCUGUGUAUGCUGUGCCGCUAUUCCUGCUCAUGCUGUGUAUGCUGUGCCGCUAUUCCUGCUCAUGCUGUGUAUGCUGUGCCGCUAUUCCUGCUCAUGCUGUGUAUGCUGUGCUGCUAUUCCUGCUCAUGCUGUGUAUGCUGUGCUGCUAUUCCUGCUCAUGCUGUGUAUGCUGUGCUGCUAUUCCUGCUCAUGCUGUGUAUGCUGUGCCGCUAUUCCUGCUCAUGCUGUGUAUGCUGUGCCGCUAUUCCUGCUCAUGCUGUGUAUGCUGUGCUGCUAUUCCUGCUCAUGCUGUGUAUGCUGUGCUGCUAUUCCUGCUCAUGCUGUGUAUGCUGUGCUGCUAUUCCUGCUCAUGCUGUGUAUGCUGUGCUGCUAUUCCUGCUCAUGCUGUGUAUGCUGUGCUGCUAUUCCUGCUCAUGCUGUGUAUGCUGUGCCGCUAUUCCUGCUCAUGCUGUGUAUGCUGUGCUGCUAUUCCUGCUCAUGCUGUGUAUGCUGUGCUGCUAUUCCUGCUCAUGCUGUGUAUGCUGUGCUGCUAUUCCUGCUCAUGCUGUGUAUGCUGUGCUGCUAUUCCUGCUCAUGCUGUGUAUGCUGUGCUGCUAUUCCUGCUCAUGCUGUGUAUGCUGUGCUGCUAUUCCUGCUCAUGCUGUGUAUGCUGUGCUGCUAUUCCUGCUCAUGCUGUGUAUGCUGUGCCGCUAUUCCUGCUCAUGCUGUGUAUGCUGUGCUGCUAUUCCUGCUCAUGCUGUGUAUGCUGUGCUGCUAUUCCUGCUCAUGCUGUGUAUGCUGUGCUGCUAUUCCUGCUCAUGCUGUGUAUGCUGUGCUGCUAUUCCUGCUCAUGCUGUGUAUGCUGUGCUGCUAUUCCUGCUCAUGCUGUGUAUGCUGUGCCGCUAUUCCUGCUCAUGCUGUGUAUGCUGUGCCGCUAUUCCUGCUCAUGCUGUGUAUGCUGUGCUGCUAUUCCUGCUCAUGCUGUGUAUGCUGUGCUGCUAUUCCUGCUCAUGCUGUGUAUGCUGUGCUGCUAUUCCUGCUCAUGCUGUGUAUGCUGUGCUGCUAUUCCUGCUCAUGCUGUGUAUGCUGUGCUGCUAUUCCUGCUCAUGCUGUGUAUGCUGUGCCGCUAUUCCUGCUCAUGCUGUGUAUGCUGUGCCGCUAUUCCUGCUCAUGCUGUGUAUGCUGUGCUGCUAUUCCUGCUCAUGCUGUGUAUGCUGUGCUGCUAUUCCUGCUCAUGCUGUGUAUGCUGUGCCGCUAUUCCUGCUCAUGCUGUGUAUGCUGUGCCGCUAUUCCUGCUCAUGCUGUGUAUGCUGUGCCGCUAUUCCUGCUCAUGCUGUGUAUGCUGUGCUGCUAUUCCUGCUCAUGCUGUGUAUGCUGUGCUGCUAUUCCUGCUCAUGCUGUGUAUGCUGUGCUGCUAUUCCUGCUCAUGCUGUGUAUGCUGUGCUGCUAUUCCUGCUCAUGCUGUGUAUGCUGUGCUGCUAUUCCUGCUCAUGCUGUGUAUGCUGUGCUGCUAUUCCUGCUCAUGCUGUGUAUGCUGUGCUGCUAUUCCUGCUCAUGCUGUGUAUGCUGUGCUGCUAUUCCUGCUCAUGCUGUGUAUGCUGUGCUGCUAUUCCUGCUCAUGCUGUGUAUGCUGUGCUGCUAUUCCUGCUCAUGCUGUGUAUGCUGUGCUGCUAUUCCUGCUCAUGCUGUGUAUGCUGUGCUGCUAUUCCUGCUCAUGCUGUGUAUGCUGUGCUGCUAUUCCUGCUCAUGCUGUGUAUGCUGUGCUGCUAUUCCUGCUCAUGCUGUGUAUGCUGUGCCGCUAUUCCUGCUCAUGCUGUGUAUGCUGUGCCGCUAUUCCUGCUCAUGCUGUGUAUGCUGUGCUGCUAUUCCUGCUCAUGCUGUGUAUGCUGUGCUGCUAUUCCUGCUCAUGCUGUGUAUGCUGUGCCGCUAUUCCUGCUCAUGCUGUGUAUGCUGUGCCGCUAUUCCUGCUCAUGCUGUGUAUGCUGUGCCGCUAUUCCUGCUCAUGCUGUGUAUGCUGUGCCGCUAUUCCUGCUCAUGCUGUGUAUGCUGUGCCGCUAUUCCUGCUCAUGCUGUGUAUGCUGUGCUGCUAUUCCUGCUCAUGCUGUGUAUGCUGUGCUGCUAUUCCUGCUCAUGCUGUGUAUGCUGUGCUGCUAUUCCUGCUCAUGCUGUGUAUGCUGUGCUGCUAUUCCUGCUCAUGCUGUGUAUGCUGUGCUGCUAUUCCUGCUCAUGCUGUGUAUGCUGUGCUGCUAUUCCUGCUCAUGCUGUGUAUGCUGUGCUGCUAUUCCUGCUCAUGCUGUGUAUGCUGUGCUGCUAUUCCUGCUCAUGCUGUGUAUGCUGUGCUGCUAUUCCUGCUCAUGCUGUGUAUGCUGUGCUGCUAUUCCUGCUCAUGCUGUGUAUGCUGUGCUGCUAUUCCUGCUCAUGCUGUGUAUGCUGUGCUGCUAUUCCUGCUCAUGCUGUGUAUGCUGUGCCGCUAUUCCUGCUCAUGCUGUGUAUGCUGUGCCGCUAUUCCUGCUCAUGCUGUGUAUGCUGUGCCGCUAUUCCUGCUCAUGCUGUGUAUGCUGUGCUGCUAUUCCUGCUCAUGCUGUGUAUGCUGUGCUGCUAUUCCUGCUCAUGCUGUGUAUGCUGUGCUGCUAUUCCUGCUCAUGCUGUGUAUGCUGUGCUGCUAUUCCUGCUCAUGCUGUGUAUGCUGUGCCGCUAUUCCUGCUCAUGCUGUGUAUGCUGUGCCGCUAUUCCUGCUCAUGCUGUGUAUGCUGUGCCGCUAUUCCUGCUCAUGCUGUGUAUGCUGUGCCGCUAUUCCUGCUCAUGCUGUGUAUGCUGUGCUGCUAUUCCUGCUCAUGCUGUGUAUGCUGUGCUGCUAUUCCUGCUCAUGCUGUGUAUGCUGUGCUGCUAUUCCUGCUCAUGCUGUGUAUGCUGUGCUGCUAUUCCUGCUCAUGCUGUGUAUGCUGUGCUGCUAUUCCUGCUCAUGCUGUGUAUGCUGUGCUGCUAUUCCUGCUCAUGCUGUGUAUGCUGUGCUGCUAUUCCUGCUCAUGCUGUGUAUGCUGUGCUGCUAUUCCUGCUCAUGCUGUGUAUGCUGUGCCGCUAUUCCUGCUCAUGCUGUGUAUGCUGUGCCGCUAUUCCUGCUCAUGCUGUGUAUGCUGUGCUGCUAUUCCUGCUCAUGCUGUGUAUGCUGUGCUGCUAUUCCUGCUCAUGCUGUGUAUGCUGUGCCGCUAUUCCUGCUCAUGCUGUGUAUGCUGUGCCGCUAUUCCUGCUCAUGCUGUGUAUGCUGUGCCGCUAUUCCUGCUCAUGCUGUGUAUGCUGUGCUGCUAUUCCUGCUCAUGCUGUGUAUGCUGUGCUGCUAUUCCUGCUCAUGCUGUGUAUGCUGUGCCGCUAUUCCUGCUCAUGCUGUGUAUGCUGUGCCGCUAUUCCUGCUCAUGCUGUGUAUGCUGUGCUGCUAUUCCUGCUCAUGCUGUGUAUGCUGUGCCGCUAUUCCUGCUCAUGCUGUGUAUGCUGUGCCGCUAUUCCUGCUCAUGCUGUGUAUGCUGUGCCGCUAUUCCUGCUCAUGCUGUGUAUGCUGUGCCGCUAUUCCUGCUCAUGCUGUGUAUGCUGUGCCGCUAUUCCUGCUCAUGCUGUGUAUGCUGUGCCGCUAUUCCUGCUCAUGCUGUGUAUGCUGUGCUGCUAUUCCUGCUCAUGCUGUGUAUGCUGUGCUGCUAUUCCUGCUCAUGCUGUGUAUGCUGUGCCGCUAUUCCUGCUCAUGCUGUGUAUGCUGUGCCGCUAUUCCUGCUCAUGCUGUGUAUGCUGUGCCGCUAUUCCUGCUCAUGCUGUGUAUGCUGUGCCGCUAUUCCUGCUCAUGCUGUGUAUGCUGUGCUGCUAUUCCUGCUCAUGCUGUGUAUGCUGUGCUGCUAUUCCUGCUCAUGCUGUGUAUGCUGUGCCGCUAUUCCUGCUCAUGCUGUGUAUGCUGUGCCGCUAUUCCUGCUCAUGCUGUGUAUGCUGUGCCGCUAUUCCUGCUCAUGCUGUGUAUGCUGUGCCGCUAUUCCUGCUCAUGCUGUGUAUGCUGUGCCGCUAUUCCUGCUCAUGCUGUGUAUGCUGUGCCGCUAUUCCUGCUCAUGCUGUGUAUGCUGUGCCGCUAUUCCUGCUCAUGCUGUGUAUGCUGUGCCGCUAUUCCUGCUCAUGCUGUGUAUGCUGUGCCGCUAUUCCUGCUCAUGCUGUGUAUGCUGUGCUGCUAUUCCUGCUCAUGCUGUGUAUGCUGUGCUGCUAUUCCUGCUCAUGCUGUGUAUGCUGUGCUGCUAUUCCUGCUCAUGCUGUGUAUGCUGUGCUGCUAUUCCUGCUCAUGCUGUGUAUGCUGUGCUGCUAUUCCUGCUCAUGCUGUGUAUGCUGUGCUGCUAUUCCUGCUCAUGCUGUGUAUGCUGUGCUGCUAUUCCUGCUCAUGCUGUGUAUGCUGUGCCGCUAUUCCUGCUCAUGCUGUGUAUGCUGUGCUGCUAUUCCUGCUCAUGCUGUGUAUGCUGUGCUGCUAUUCCUGCUCAUGCUGUGUAUGCUGUGCUGCUAUUCCUGCUCAUGCUGUGUAUGCUGUGCUGCUAUUCCUGCUCAUGCUGUGUAUGCUGUGCUGCUAUUCCUGCUCAUGCUGUGUAUGCUGUGCCGCUAUUCCUGCUCAUGCUGUGUAUGCUGUGCUGCUAUUCCUGCUCAUGCUGUGUAUGCUGUGCUGCUAUUCCUGCUCAUGCUGUGUAUGCUGUGCCGCUAUUCCUGCUCAUGCUGUGUAUGCUGUGCCGCUAUUCCUGCUCAUGCUGUGUAUGCUGUGCUGCUAUUCCUGCUCAUGCUGUGUAUGCUGUGCUGCUAUUCCUGCUCAUGCUGUGUAUGCUGUGCUGCUAUUCCUGCUCAUGCUGUGUAUGCUGUGCUGCUAUUCCUGCUCAUGCUGUGUAUGCUGUGCUGCUAUUCCUGCUCAUGCUGUGUAUGCUGUGCUGCUAUUCCUGCUCAUGCUGUGUAUGCUGUGCUGCUAUUCCUGCUCAUGCUGUGUAUGCUGUGCUGCUAUUCCUGCUCAUGCUGUGUAUGCUGUGCCGCUAUUCCUGCUCAUGCUGUGUAUGCUGUGCCGCUAUUCCUGCUCAUGCUGUGUAUGCUGUGCUGCUAUUCCUGCUCAUGCUGUGUAUGCUGUGCCGCUAUUCCUGCUCAUGCUGUGUAUGCUGUGCCGCUAUUCCUGCUCAUGCUGUGUAUGCUGUGCUGCUAUUCCUGCUCAUGCUGUGUAUGCUGUGCUGCUAUUCCUGCUCAUGCUGUGUAUGCUGUGCUGCUAUUCCUGCUCAUGCUGUGUAUGCUGUGCUGCUAUUCCUGCUCAUGCUGUGUAUGCUGUGCUGCUAUUCCUGCUCAUGCUGUGUAUGCUGUGCUGCUAUUCCUGCUCAUGCUGUGUAUGCUGUGCUGCUAUUCCUGCUCAUGCUGUGUAUGCUGUGCUGCUAUUCCUGCUCAUGCUGUGUAUGCUGUGCUGCUAUUCCUGCUCAUGCUGUGUAUGCUGUGCUGCUAUUCCUGCUCAUGCUGUGUAUGCUGUGCUGCUAUUCCUGCUCAUGCUGUGUAUGCUGUGCUGCUAUUCCUGCUCAUGCUGUGUAUGCUGUGCUGCUAUUCCUGCUCAUGCUGUGUAUGCUGUGCUGCUAUUCCUGCUCAUGCUGUGUAUGCUGUGCUGCUAUUCCUGCUCAUGCUGUGUAUGCUGUGCUGCUAUUCCUGCUCAUGCUGUGUAUGCUGUGCUGCUAUUCCUGCUCAUGCUGUGUAUGCUGUGCUGCUAUUCCUGCUCAUGCUGUGUAUGCUGUGCCGCUAUUCCUGCUCAUGCUGUGUAUGCUGUGCCGCUAUUCCUGCUCAUGCUGUGUAUGCUGUGCUGCUAUUCCUGCUCAUGCUGUGUAUGCUGUGCUGCUAUUCCUGCUCAUGCUGUGUAUGCUGUGCCGCUAUUCCUGCUCAUGCUGUGUAUGCUGUGCCGCUAUUCCUGCUCAUGCUGUGUAUGCUGUGCCGCUAUUCCUGCUCAUGCUGUGUAUGCUGUGCCGCUAUUCCUGCUCAUGCUGUGUAUGCUGUGCCGCUAUUCCUGCUCAUGCUGUGUAUGCUGUGCUGCUAUUCCUGCUCAUGCUGUGUAUGCUGUGCUGCUAUUCCUGCUCAUGCUGUGUAUGCUGUGCUGCUAUUCCUGCUCAUGCUGUGUAUGCUGUGCUGCUAUUCCUGCUCAUGCUGUGUAUGCUGUGCUGCUAUUCCUGCUCAUGCUGUGUAUGCUGUGCUGCUAUUCCUGCUCAUGCUGUGUAUGCUGUGCUGCUAUUCCUGCUCAUGCUGUGUAUGCUGUGCUGCUAUUCCUGCUCAUGCUGUGUAUGCUGUGCUGCUAUUCCUGCUCAUGCUGUGUAUGCUGUGCUGCUAUUCCUGCUCAUGCUGUGUAUGCUGUGCUGCUAUUCCUGCUCAUGCUGUGUAUGCUGUGCUGCUAUUCCUGCUCAUGCUGUGUAUGCUGUGCCGCUAUUCCUGCUCAUGCUGUGUAUGCUGUGCUGCUAUUCCUGCUCAUGCUGUGUAUGCUGUGCCGCUAUUCCUGCUCAUGCUGUGUAUGCUGUGCUGCUAUUCCUGCUCAUGCUGUGUAUGCUGUGCUGCUAUUCCUGCUCAUGCUGUGUAUGCUGUGCUGCUAUUCCUGCUCAUGCUGUGUAUGCUGUGCCGCUAUUCCUGCUCAUGCUGUGUAUGCUGUGCCGCUAUUCCUGCUCAUGCUGUGUAUGCUGUGCUGCUAUUCCUGCUCAUGCUGUGUAUGCUGUGCCGCUAUUCCUGCUCAUGCUGUGUAUGCUGUGCUGCUAUUCCUGCUCAUGCUGUGUAUGCUGUGCUGCUAUUCCUGCUCAUGCUGUGUAUGCUGUGCUGCUAUUCCUGCUCAUGCUGUGUAUGCUGUGCUGCUAUUCCUGCUCAUGCUGUGUAUGCUGUGCUGCUAUUCCUGCUCAUGCUGUGUAUGCUGUGCUGCUAUUCCUGCUCAUGCUGUGUAUGCUGUGCUGCUAUUCCUGCUCAUGCUGUGUAUGCUGUGCUGCUAUUCCUGCUCAUGCUGUGUAUGCUGUGCUGCUAUUCCUGCUCAUGCUGUGUAUGCUGUGCUGCUAUUCCUGCUCAUGCUGUGUAUGCUGUGCCGCUAUUCCUGCUCAUGCUGUGUAUGCUGUGCCGCUAUUCCUGCUCAUGCUGUGUAUGCUGUGCUGCUAUUCCUGCUCAUGCUGUGUAUGCUGUGCUGCUAUUCCUGCGAAUGCUGUGUAUGCUGUGCUGCUAUUCCUGCUCAUGCUGUGUAUGCUGUGCUGCUAUUCCUGCUCAUGCUGUGUAUGCUGUGCUGCUAUUCCUGCUCAUGCUGUGUAUGCUGUGCUGCUAUUCCUGCUCAUGCUGUGUAUGCUGUGCUGCUAUUCCUGCUCAUGCUGUGUAUGCUGUGCUGCUAUUCCUGCUCAUGCUGUGUAUGCUGUGCUGCUAUUCCUGCUCAUGCUGUGUAUGCUGUGCUGCUAUUCCUGCUCAUGCUGUGUAUGCUGUGCUGCUAUUCCUGCUCAUGCUGUGUAUGCUGUGCUGCUAUUCCUGCUCAUGCUGUGUAUGCUGUGCUGCUAUUCCUGCUCAUGCUGUGUAUGCUGUGCUGCUAUUCCUGCUCAUGCUGUGUAUGCUGUGCUGCUAUUCCUGCUCAUGCUGUGUAUGCUGUGCUGCUAUUCCUGCUCAUGCUGUGUAUGCUGUGCUGCUAUUCCUGCUCAUGCUGUGUAUGCUGUGCUGCUAUUCCUGCUCAUGCUGUGUAUGCUGUGCUGCUAUUCCUGCUCAUGCUGUGUAUGCUGUGCCGCUAUUCCUGCUCAUGCUGUGUAUGCUGUGCCGCUAUUCCUGCUCAUGCUGUGUAUGCUGUGCCGCUAUUCCUGCUCAUGCUGUGUAUGCUGUGCCGCUAUUCCUGCUCAUGCUGUGUAUGCUGUGCUGCUAUUCCUGCUCAUGCUGUGUAUGCUGUGCUGCUAUUCCUGCUCAUGCUGUGUAUGCUGUGCCGCUAUUCCUGCUCAUGCUGUGUAUGCUGUGCCGCUAUUCCUGCUCAUGCUGUGUAUGCUGUGCUGCUAUUCCUGCUCAUGCUGUGUAUGCUGUGCCGCUAUUCCUGCUCAUGCUGUGUAUGCUGUGCCGCUAUUCCUGCUCAUGCUGUGUAUGCUGUGCCGCUAUUCCUGCUCAUGCUGUGUAUGCUGUGCCGCUAUUCCUGCUCAUGCUGUGUAUGCUGUGCCGCUAUUCCUGCUCAUGCUGUGUAUGCUGUGCUGCUAUUCCUGCUCAUGCUGUGUAUGCUGUGCUGCUAUUCCUGCUCAUGCUGUGUAUGCUGUGCUGCUAUUCCUGCUCAUGCUGUGUAUGCUGUGCUGCUAUUCCUGCUCAUGCUGUGUAUGCUGUGCUGCUAUUCCUGCUCAUGCUGUGUAUGCUGUGCUGCUAUUCCUGCUCAUGCUGUGUAUGCUGUGCUGCUAUUCCUGCUCAUGCUGUGUAUGCUGUGCUGCUAUUCCUGCUCAUGCUGUGUAUGCUGUGCUGCUAUUCCUGCUCAUGCUGUGUAUGCUGUGCUGCUAUUCCUGCUCAUGCUGUGUAUGCUGUGCUGCUAUUCCUGCUCAUGCUGUGUAUGCUGUGCUGCUAUUCCUGCUCAUGCUGUGUAUGCUGUGCUGCUAUUCCUGCUCAUGCUGUGUAUGCUGUGCUGCUAUUCCUGCUCAUGCUGUGUAUGCUGUGCUGCUAUUCCUGCUCAUGCUGUGUAUGCUGUGCUGCUAUUCCUGCUCAUGCUGUGUAUGCUGUGCUGCUAUUCCUGCUCAUGCUGUGUAUGCUGUGCUGCUAUUCCUGCUCAUGCUGUGUAUGCUGUGCUGCUAUUCCUGCUCAUGCUGUGUAUGCUGUGCUGCUAUUUCUGCUAA